Molecule: messenger RNA, 2967 nt
Organism: Cryptotermes secundus
Lineage: Eukaryota; Metazoa; Arthropoda; Insecta; Blattodea; Kalotermitidae
Gene: Gat
Product: sodium- and chloride-dependent GABA transporter 1
Exons: 13
Coding region: 293-2182 (629 amino acids)
Biological process (GO): sodium ion transmembrane transport
Cellular component (GO): membrane
Source: RefSeq, a predicted model, not a curated record
UAUAUCGUGACUUAUGGCCACCAUACUUGAAACCAGUACAAUUUCUUAUUUAUGUAUCGUUUUGUAGAACGUAAAACGGCUGCCUUCCAGGGACUGAGUGCCUGCUGCCAAGAGAAGAGAUUCGCUUCUAGCUGGUCUUCUGCGGUACUAAACGUAAAGUUGUCCCUGUACUUAAUUAGUUAAGUACUGAGUCCUGAAGACAUAGGGGGAAUGGACGUAUAGCUCCAACUUUCUUAAACGUGGCACUAGAUCGAGGUGGCCAGGUCGCUGGGAUGAGCCAGAGGGCAGCAGGAUGACAGAGACCCGGGAGUGUCCGCUCGCCAACGAGAAACAUUUGCUGUCCUUGGAGAUGAACCAGUGUGGCAGCAGUGCAGACGCAAAUGUUGCGACGGCUGGGGCAUCGGGCUCCAAGGGCAAGUCAGGGUCAGGCAAAGCGGAGGAUCUCCCGGAACGAGGAACUUGGAGCGGAAAGUUGGACUUCAUCCUGUCGGUUGUUGGUCUGGCCAUCGGUCUGGGCAAUGUAUGGCGUUUCCCAUACCUCUGCUACAAGAAUGGAGGAGGAGCCUUCCUGAUCCCCUACUUCCUGACCCUCAUUUUGGCUGGAAUCCCCAUGUUCUUCAUGGAACUUGCCCUCGGACAGAUGCUGACCAUUGGUGGUCUGGGUGUGUUCCGCAUCGCGCCCAUCUUCAAAGGCAUUGGCUACGCGGCCGCAGUCAUGUCUUGCUGGAUGAACGUGUACUACAUCGUGAUCCUCGCCUGGGCCAUCUUCUACUUCUUCAUGUCGCUGAGAUCAGACGUGCCGUGGAGGACAUGCAACAACUACUGGAACACCCGCAACUGUGUGAACGCAUACGAACGGGGCAACCUCACAUGCUGGGACGAGUCCUACAAUAACACAGUAUACAACAAGGUGUGCUCUGUCAACCAGUAUAACAUCUCCGUUAAGGAACUCACUGAUCCCGUCAAAGAGUUCUGGGAGCGCCGAACUCUGCAGAUCUCUGAAGGUGUGGAACAUGUGGGCGGCAUCCGCUGGGAGCUGGCUGGCACGUUGCUCCUCGUCUGGAUCCUCUGCUAUUUCUGCAUAUGGAAAGGCGUCAAAUGGACAGGCAAAGUGGUGUAUUUUACGGCCUUGUUUCCGUACGUCCUGCUGACUGUACUGCUCAUACGUGGCAUCACACUUCCCGGAGCGGCUGAAGGAAUCCGCUUCUACAUCAGCCCCAACCUCUCCAAGCUCAGGGAGUCAGAGGUUUGGAUUGAUGCUGUAACUCAGAUAUUUUUCUCCUACGGGCUCGGCCUUGGCACGCUUGUAGCUCUGGGAAGCUACAACAAAUUUACCAACAACGUGUACAAAGACGCUUUAAUCGUAUGCUCCGUGAACUCAAGCACCAGCAUAUUUGCAGGCUUCGUCAUAUUUUCUGUGGUGGGCUUCAUGGCGCACGAGCAGCAGAAGCCGGUUGCAGAAGUGGCAGCUUCAGGUCCAGGACUGGCAUUCCUGGCAUACCCAUCAGCCGUUCUGCAGCUACCUGGAUCACCAAUGUGGUCCUGUCUUUUCUUCCUCAUGCUGCUUUGUAUUGGACUGGACAGCCAGUUCUGCACCAUGGAAGGUUUUAUCACUGCCAUGGUUGAUGAAUGGCCUCACCUUCUGCGACGACGCAAAGAAUUGUUCAUAGCUGGAGUGUGCGUCUUAUCAUACAUAGUUGGGCUGUCCUGCAUAUCACAGGGUGGAAUGUAUGUUUUCCAAAUCCUUGAUUCAUAUGCUGUCAGUGGCUUCUGUCUCCUGUUCCUGAUCUUCUUUGAAUGUAUUGCUAUUUCAUGGGCAUUUGGAGUAAAUCGAUUUUAUGAUGGCAUCAAAGACAUGAUUGGCUACUACCCAUUCAUGUUCUGGAAGCUCUGUUGGACCAUCACUACACCACUCAUAUGUGUGGGAGUGUUUUUCUUCAACAUUGUGCAGUGGACUCCAAUAAAGUACCUAGACUAUGAGUACCCGUGGUGGAGCCAUGUUCUGGGUUGGCUUACAGCACUUUCUUCCAUGCUGUGCAUUCCAGGUUACAUGGUCUACAUUUGGAUGAAAACCCCAGGAGACACAAGAACAAGAGUCAAACUUCUUGUACGGAUAGAAGAUGAUGUGGCAAGUCUUCGAGGAAAGAUGACAGGAACACCUUCAGAGAUAACAUCUCUGUAACUUAUUAGUUCCAUGCCAACUAGUUUAACUCCUGUCUCCUUCAAGUGAGCAACCAAUUGCCGAUCUCCAGACUUUGAAAAGAGAUGAAAAAAUGUGCUUGCCUUUGAAGAAAUGUAUGAAUAACGUACUUCUAACUGUCCUUGAUACUAACAGUGAAGUAAAAAUUAGGAGACGGACAUCUGCAACUCAAACUUGAAGUAGUUUCAGAAUACUUACACAAGAUACUCGCCAUGUUUUGGAGGGGGGAUUACUGUAUUCAUAUAAGGAACAUGCAAUCAAUGGUGUAUUUCCUUGAAAAUAUAAUGGCCACUAAGAGACGGAAAAGUUGUUUCAUACCAGAAGCAAUUUUCAAUAGUGAAAUAUCUGAAGUCAAGAAUCCAACAGCAAUUCCAUGCCACCAGCAUUAGUAGACUAUAGUACAAUCAUCACUUUCUGUGUACAAACUCAAUGUGACACAACCCUAUCAUAUGUGUGUGAUGCAUUCAGAUUAUUUUUGCUAAUAAAUGUAAGGAUUUCUGAUGCAACUAAUUUAUUUGUCAAAAAGACAGAUCAUUAUUAGUAUGUGAUAUAAAUAGAUGGGCCAUUUUAUUUCAUUUUAAUUCUUGAUGUUAACAAGCAUGCUUUCAAGUAACACAUGUACACAUGCAGCUAGCAGAAUGUAUCAUGAUUUCAUACAGCUCUAGUUUUUUGUGAGAACACAGUUUAUCAUUAUGCAAAUAUGUUGUCACAAACUCUAUAUACAGCUGUAACUUUGUUUUCAAUAAAAACACUUUUUACUUAUAAUA